AUGGGAAGUAUAAUUUCAUUUCUUCAUUUUCGGAAAACAAGCACUACAAGGCCAAGUAGACAGGAAGAGGCGAAUUUUUGCGAAGCCCAGUGGUUAGUAGAAGGAAUCCGUUUGGAUAUUGGUUCGGAUAAAGAUGUGGAUAUUUUCCUGGGUAUACCUUUUGCGGCUCCUCCAAUAGGAGAGCUUCGUUUUAAGAAACCGCAACCACCACAAAACUGGGAAGGCGUACGUAAAUGUGUUGCAUUUGGUCCACGUGCACCACAAGCGGAUUUCUUCUGGGAACGAAUAACGCUUGGACCAAAAAGCGAGGAUUGUCUCUAUCUGAAUGUAUUCUCGCCCGCAUGGAAAUCAGAAGACAAUGAGGCCGGUCAUAGUGUCAUGGUCUAUAUCCACGGUGGUGGUUAUCUUAUUGAUUCGGCUGUAAAGUAUGGAGAUAAAGGAAUCGCUAAAUAUCUUUGUCGUCAUGACGUAGUUGUUGUCACAGUACAGUAUCGUCUUGGUUUACUAGGAUUUUUUUCCACAGGAGAUGAUAUUUGUGCUGGUAAUCUCGGUCUAUGGGAUAUGACAAUGGCCCUACAAUGGGUGCACGAUAAUAUCAGCGCCUUCGGUGGAAAUCCGGACAAAGUGACAGUUUUUGGACAAAGUGCAGGUGGUGCAAGUGUAGAUAUGCUGGCACUAAGUCCACAUUCUAGAGAUUUAUUCCAUCAAGUUGUUCCAAUGGCUGGUAAUGCUGAAUGUGCAUGGAGUACUGUAACUCGUUUGAGGCUGGUUGAGUCUUGUCGCGAAUUCGCACGGCGACAUGGAUGGCAAGUCGGGAAUUCCGAAUACGAUCCACAAACAAGUCAGAGUUUAGUGGAUUACCUACGUCACAGAAAGGUUAAAGAGUUCGAAAAACGACUGAUUACUGCAAAAGGCAUGGAUGUGUCAAAAAUUGGCCUCGAUUUGGCUCCGAUUAUUGGUAUGUGUUGUAACGAUUUUCUUCCGAAAAGUAUUGACGAAUUACGUAAGGAAGCACCGAAGAAAAAUUGUAUGAUUGGCACAUGUCAACAUGAGGGACUUCUAUUUGCAACUCUUUCUCCGAGUCAUUUCAACAAAAAAGGGUUCGAAAAGCUGUUAUCCAUAGUGAUUACAUCCGAAAAUCAUGCGAAUUAUGAGGAAUUAAGAAGACAAGCCCGCGAAUUAUACCUCUCAGAUGUGAAUCUGGAUAAUAAAGUGGAAGUGGCUAAAGCCUACGUAAAAUUAUACAGCGAUAUAUUCGUGAACAACGGCACGUACAACUAUGUGCAAAAAAUGACUGAGUUGGGAAAUCGUGUAUACUUGUAUUCGUUUGAAUUUUUCAAUCCACAAAGCUUUGGGAUCCUGUCAAUACGUAUGCCAUUUAAAGGUGCAACUCAUUGCACUGAAUUGACAUAUUUAUUUGGUGUUUCCAUUGUUUUCGGAUUUCAAUUCACGGAAGCUGAUCAUAAAAUGAUCGAUCUCAUGACACGGUUGUGGACGAAUUUUGCAAAAUACGGAAAUCCUAAUGGUCCAUAUGAGGAUUCAUCUGUCUUCAACUUUGUCUGGGAACCAGCUACGACAGCAGAUUGUUCGAGAUAUCUAAGGAUUAACGACAAAUGCGAGAUGCGUGCCAACUACGAGGAUAAAAGAGCGGAAUUCUGGAAAAACAUCAUUAUUACUUCUAAAGGGAACUAA
Necator americanus (New World hookworm) is the source of this 1692-nucleotide messenger RNA. RefSeq lists its product as uncharacterized. NCBI's taxonomy places the organism in Eukaryota, Metazoa, Nematoda, Chromadorea, Rhabditida, Ancylostomatidae. The transcript has 15 exons. Bases 1 to 1692 code for a protein of 563 amino acids. The record is from RefSeq and is a predicted model, not a curated record.